This is a messenger RNA of Prunus armeniaca (apricot), 516 nucleotides long. Lineage: Eukaryota; Viridiplantae; Streptophyta; Magnoliopsida; Rosales; Rosaceae. The record is from the annotation of a GenBank genome assembly.
AUGGCAAGGUCGCUUUCAAAGUUGCUCUGCAAGGGAAUUUCAUUUUCAGGCUCGGCUGCUCGUUCUGCCAUAAUUGCUCCUGGAUCCUUUUAUAUCAAUGGAAUGAGAUACUCGACCACAGUGCCGAAUGAGCCUGACACACAUGAUGAUUUUAAGCCCACUAAUAAGCUGGAGAAUUCUGGCCUUACAUUGAAGGACCUUGUUGAACAGGAUGUCAAGGACAAUCCUGUAAUGCUUUAUAUGAAAGGAGUGCCUGAUCUUCCUCAAUGUGGCUUCAGCUCACUUGCAGUAAGAGUGUUAAAACAAUACAAUGUUCCUUUGGGUGCUAGGAAUAUCUUGGAAGAUCCUGAACUGAAAAGUGCUGUAAAAGCCUUCAGCCACUGGCCAACGUUUCCGCAGAUAUUCAUCAAGGGGGAGUUCAUUGGAGGGUCAGAUAUUAUUCUCAAUAUGCAUCAGACUGGUGAGCUCAAGAAAAAGCUUCAGGAUAUUUCAGCCAAUCAAAAGAAAUCUGAAUAA